Molecule: messenger RNA, 888 nt
Organism: Lasiodiplodia theobromae
Lineage: Eukaryota; Fungi; Ascomycota; Dothideomycetes; Botryosphaeriales; Botryosphaeriaceae
Exons: 3
Coding region: 1-888 (295 amino acids)
Source: RefSeq, a predicted model, not a curated record
AUGGCCGGCUUCGAGAACAACAAGCCCGCUGAGAAGAAGACGGCUCUCGUCCGCGGCGCGCGCGCCACGCGUGGCCUCGGCGAGCCGAUCAACGCCGCCGCCGCCACCACCGCUCACGAGAGCGGUCGCGAGCAGACGACGCGUCCACCGCGUGCCGACCAGCGCGAGCGCGAGCGCGAGACCUUCCGCGUGCUAGAGGCUCCUUCCUCCCAGCGCGGCGCCAAGGUCGAGCGCGAGCGCAAGAAGGCGGCGGAGCAGGCGAAGAAGAAGGAGCGCGAGGAGGCCCUGACGCCGAGAUCGCUGGUCAUCCGCGCUGAUAACAGCGGUGUUGGCCUGGCUGUGACCUCUGGCACGCAACCAUCCGCGUCUGUCCACUAUGCGGCCCCCAAUGGCAGCGUUUUGGACGAUGCACAAGAACCGAUUCCGGAAUCAUACUAUGAUCAACUUCCGCCCGGCUUCUCGGAAGAGCAGGCCGAGGCAUUGUGGAGGAAGAAGGAACGCCCCUUCUGCCCGCACUGCCACCUGAGGCACCCUCCGCCGCACGAUCCGGAAUUGUUCGAAGUGAACAAGAAGCGGAGGAAUGCGCGGAAGAAGGAGCGCAAGCGCGAAAAGAGGGCCGAGGAGCGCGAGCAGCAGCAGCAGCAGCAGCAGCAGCAACAGUUGCAGCAACAGCUGCCGCCUCCCCCUCCGCAGCGCGAGCUGCCUCCUCCGCCUCCUCCACCACCUCCGCCGCCGCCCUCGCUGCCGCCUCGCCAGAGCGCGGCGCCGCGGUCAAGAAGUAGACCUCGUUGCGCAGUUGUGGCCAAUACCACGAGCGUCAGGCAGAUGGCCGUUGUCCGCAGCGCAUCAUUGACCACCAGAACGGGGCGCUGGCCGAAUCUUUUUUAA